This is a messenger RNA of Urocitellus parryii (Arctic ground squirrel), 2390 nucleotides long. RefSeq names its product RAB3A interacting protein like 1 (gene Rab3il1). Gene Ontology annotation, molecular function: guanyl-nucleotide exchange factor activity. NCBI's taxonomy places the organism in Eukaryota, Metazoa, Chordata, Mammalia, Rodentia, Sciuridae. The record is from RefSeq and is a predicted model, not a curated record. Gene Ontology annotation, biological process: exocytosis. Gene Ontology annotation, cellular component: Golgi to plasma membrane transport vesicle.
CGCAGAGCGACCGACUGGCUGCGGGCGGGACUGACAGGCAGCGGGACACCCUGCCGGCCCGGGGCGGAGUUGGCGGCGGGCGGGGACGCAGCGCGGAGCGGCGCGGGGAGCCGACGCCGGGCACCUCGACCGGGAUGUGGAGCUGCCCACCCCAGCCAGACGAGGCCCCCCCUCCACCCCUCGCGUCUGUCCCUGUCCCCUGGAAGAACGUGGGUUCCUGCAAAGGCCACAGGGAGUCCCCAGGAUCCCUGGUGGAGGCCUCCGCAGGGGAGGAGGCCCAAGGGGAGGAGGAGCCCGCGGCUGCCCCGCUGGACGUGUCCCGCCUGCGCAGCUCCUCCAUGGAGAUCCGGGAAAAGGGCUCAGAGUUCCUGAAGGAGGAGCUGCACAAAGCCCAAAAGGAGCUGAAGCUGAAGGACGAGGAAUGUGAGCGGCUGUGCCGGGUGCGGGAGCAGCUGGAGCAGGAGCUGGAGGAGCUGACGGCCAGCCUGUUCGAGGAAGCCCACAAGAUGGUCCGGGAAGCCAACAUGAAGCAGGCAGCAUCAGAAAAACAGUUGAAGGAGGCCCGGGGCAAGAUCGACAUGCUGCAGGCAGAGGUGACGGCCUUGAAGACAUUGGUCAUCACAUCCACUCCAGCCUCUCCCAACCGAGAGCUCCACCCGCAGCUGCUGAGCCCCACCAAGGCUGGGCCCAGAAAGGGCCACUCGCGCCAUAAGAGCACCAGCAGCACCCUCUGCCCUGUCAUGUGCCCCGCUGCAGGGCACACCCUCACCCCAGACAAGGAGGGCAAAGAGCCUGGGCUUCCCCCUCUCCUCUCCCUGCUCCUCUGCGUGAUCCCCAGCAAGGCCAUCCACCUCACCUACGAGCCGGCCUGGCAGCUCCCGCCCGGGGAGCCGCCCGCAGCCCCCACCUCUGCCACCUCUCUCUCCUUUUCCCAGCAGGUGGACACAACCCUGUUUGCAGAGUUCCAGGCCUGGAGGGCGUCGCCCACGCUGGACAAGGCCUGCCCCUUCCUGGAAAGAGUGUACCGCGAGGACGUGGGCCCCUGCCUGGACUUCACCGUGCAGGAGCUCUCGGCGCUGGUCCGGGCCGCCGUGGAGGACAACACGCUCACCAUCGAGCCCGUGGCCUCACAGCCCCUGCCCACAGGGAAGGCGGCUGAGGUGGACUGUGGCAGUGCCAACACRUGUGCCCUGAGUGGGCUGGCCCGUAUCUGCCGCCACCGCAUCCGGCUUGGGGACUCCAAGAGUCACUACUACAUCUCCCCAUCCUCCCGGGCCAGGAUCACUGCCGUUUGCAACUUCUUCACCUACAUACGCUACAUCCAGCAAGGCCUGGUGCGGCAGGAUGCAGAGCCCAUGUUCUGGGAGAUCAUGAGGCUGCGGAGGGAGAUGUCCCUGGCCAAGCUUGGUUUCUUUCCCCUGGAGGCCUAGGGCUCGGCCGGCUCAAGAGGGCUCUUAGCUGGAGCAUGCCUGCCGCAAGACAGUCACCAAGUGCAGUCCUGGAGCCAGCCCUGAGCGGACACUGACACUAUGGACAGACGGCCAGGCCAUAGGGCAGCACGGAGACAGCACCAGACACCCAUCCUGGGACAGACAGAGGGACAGACAAACUUGGACUUCAUGAAAUGACCCUUCUGUCUCCCCCACUGGGUUCUGCAACCACCAGGAGAAUUUCAGGAAGCACCGAAGACCAAGGAGCCAUAUUCAGGGGUUCAGCCCUUGGGAGGGACCCCUGGAAGUCUGUACCCCACCCCGGUCCUGGAGCUACUGCCUCCAGGUGCCUUGUUGCUGCCACCUCUUCAGAAAGGGACUGUCCUGGGGUGGCUGGGUCUYCUAGCUAUCCGCCACCUCAGUUCUCAGGUCCUGGGCCACCAGCACCUCCUUGUGGCCAUCAUUCACCCAGUUCCCAGGUGGCCCCUCAGCAGACUGCCCCAGUGACCCUGGCCAUGUCAAGGGCCUCUGGCGGCAGGGGCUGGCAGGGCCUCCUCCCCUCCAGCCUGUACAUGUUGAGGACUGAAACCGUUCUUAAGAUGAGUCAGGGCCCCUCCUCUCCCCUUCAUAAAGGCCCCCGUCCCCUCCUCCCCCAUCUCCUUGGGCUCCAGGAGGCCGUUCUCCCCAAACUACUGGAGGUCUAGGUGGCUUGUCUCCAAGAGUGAGACACAGAGAGGGCCUCAGGGACCCACGCCUGUUUCCAGCCCCUCGUACAACAGGGACCCCUGCCUGUGGGGCCAAGUGGGGCCGGCAGGACCUGGCCCUCCCUGACCYCCAUCACAGCCUACCCAGACCAAGGUUAGGGAUCCAACCUGGACAUGUCCCUCACCGCGCCCUGAUUUCCUUCUUUGAAUGGAAUGUAACGCGAUCUCUAUUUAAUAAAGGAGGGCUUUGUUGGUA